AUGCCCCCUCUCUCUCCAUUCCUCCCCCUCUCUCUCCAUUCCUCCCCCUCUUUCCCUCCCUCCCCCCUCUCUCCCUCACUCCCUCCCCUCUAUCACUCCCUCCCCUCUCCAUCACUCCCCACCACCUCUCCCCAUCACUCCCUCUCCCAUCACCCCUCUCCCCUUCACCCCUCUCUCCUUCACCCCUCUCCCCCUUCCCUCCAUCCCUCCCCCCUCCCUUUAACACUCUAUGUAGUAGGAUAAUUUUGUAGUAGAAUAAUCUCAUGUAGUUCUAGUGAAUACACCUGAAUUAUCCAUGUUC
This is a messenger RNA of Laccaria bicolor S238N-H82, 301 nucleotides long. RefSeq lists its product as uncharacterized. The transcript has a single exon. Bases 1 to 243 code for a protein of 80 amino acids. Lineage: Eukaryota; Fungi; Basidiomycota; Agaricomycetes; Agaricales; Hydnangiaceae. The record is from RefSeq and is a predicted model, not a curated record.